AUCGCUACUAAUGAGACUUCUAUUAAUGAUUUUACCACACCCAAGAUGUCUACCACUGUGCAUGUAACCACUGCCACCACCAAGAUGGCCACUGCCACUUCUAACAUGGAAACUGCCACAUCCAAGAUGGCUUCUUCAGGAUUCAAAACCAUGACCUACAAUCCUAAUAUGCCACUUGAAAUGGCAGAGGAUUUACUACCUUCUGCUG
Messenger RNA from Pelobates cultripes (western spadefoot toad), 208 nucleotides. NCBI's taxonomy places the organism in Eukaryota, Metazoa, Chordata, Amphibia, Anura, Pelobatidae. The record is from the annotation of a GenBank genome assembly.